AUGGCUCGAAACAAGGCAGCAAAGGUUAAGCCAAGCUCGGCAAGAAAGAAGAAGAAGGCCGCUCGGGCAUCCACCUCCGCCCAACGCCCCGAAGGAGAAGAAGCAAGCGAGAGUGAAAACGAUAGUGGUGAAGGAUUGACGACGACAAAGCGACCCUGGGCCCCGCCCGCUACAACAAAGACCAUCGCGGCGAGGAAAUUAGAUAUCGAGCAAGCAAUGGCCGGGUCGCGGGUGCGGGCCGCCAAGAUGGGCGAUGAAUAUCGAAUGACCCGUUCAGUCUGGGAUUGCGAUGCUCGAGUUUUCGCGCACGAAGAUGCAGGCCCGUUGCGGCAUGGGAUGCCAGUGGGGACUUUUCGUCCUGAUGACCAGGGGGUCCCGGAGGGGUCCGACAGACUGAUCCAUCGAAGGAUUGUUCUGCUAAAUUUUUCAGCUCAUACGGGUAACAAAGUGUGGUCUUUGAUGAAUCUGAACGUCUACGGCAGAACCCCAACCCCCGGAAAUGGACAGACGAUUGAUGCCAAACAAGCUGUUUUAGCGAAUAUCAAGAAUGUUGACUAUUUUCAAGAGUUCGACAUUAUGGAGUGGAAACCAGCUUCCUCUGGCUACGUCCUGAAAGCGAAGAAACAAGUCGUUUUCAGCGAAAUGAACCGCCAAUGGAAGAUGGGAUGGGCCAUGAACUGGAAUCACUUCUUCGACCUUAUCGAGAACCCUCAGAAGUCCCAGGAACGGAGCAGCCGAAUAGAGAGAUUACUCGACGGGGACUAUGAUAUUCCAUUUUUUGAUGAAACUUUAAUGGAUCAGAAUCAUCUUCAAGAGCAGAAGGAAGAACUCUCCCGGCGGAUCGACCACGCCAUGUUAACGGGGAUUCAGACUCUGGCAAGACUUCGCGAACGAGAGGAGAAAGAAGGACUUACUUCCUAA
Messenger RNA from Penicillium brevicompactum, 921 nucleotides. RefSeq lists its product as uncharacterized. The transcript has a single exon. The record is from RefSeq and is a predicted model, not a curated record. The coding region runs from base 1 to 921 and encodes 306 amino acids. Lineage: Eukaryota; Fungi; Ascomycota; Eurotiomycetes; Eurotiales; Aspergillaceae.